GUGCCGGGGAGCGAGGCUAAAGCCCGAGUGUUUGUGAUGCCUAAUCUGCCGUCGUUUUAUUAUAAACUGAGCUCAACCUUGAUCGCAGGAGAAGGAAACGUAGGCCUGAAUAACACUGAGAGCAGCUUUGCCCAGAGAAGGAGCUUGGUUUGGGUAUAGAAUCAGUCUGAAAGAGUGACAAGGGUGGAAGAAGUCCAGAGCAGCCCUACGGCUUAACGACAAGGAAGAUGUUGAGAAAUGUUUCGGAAGGGAAAGAAACGACACAGCAGUAGCAGUUCUCAAGGCAGUGAAAUCAGCACAAAAAGCAAGUCAGUAGAUUCCAGUUUGGGUGGCCUUUCUAGAUCUAGUACAGUGGCUAGCCUUGAUACAGAUUCCACAAAGAGUUCAGGUCAGAGUAAUAGUAACUUUGACACCUGUAAUGAAUUUCGAGUGAAGUAUUUGGGAGCUAUUGAAAACUUAAAAGCUGGUUCCAUUGAAUGUCUCCAAGGACCACAAGAUUUGAUUAAUUACAUUGACUUGGCACAGCAAUACGGAAAGCUACCAUUUACACCAUCAGAAGAGGAGAGUAUCUUGUGUGUUUCCAAAUACGGUAUCAAAGUGGCAUCCUCUGAUCAAAUUGACAUUUUGCAUAGGCAUCCACUGUAUUUAAUAGUGCGAGUGAUCUGUUAUGAUGAUGGGCUCGGAAUGGGAAAAAGCCUUCUUGCUAUAAAAACCACUGAUGCAAACCAGACAGAAUACAACAUCUGCCUAUAUCAAUGCAGUAGCUUGGAACAAGCUCAAACAAUCUGCAAAGUCCUAUCCACAGCUUUUGAUUCAGCAAUUUUGUCAGAUAAAUCAUAAUGAUUGCCUAAAUGGUAACCUGACUUUUAAUAUCUGUUGAAUUACAACUGCUGCUGUUGUCUAUGAAGGAAUGGAAUAGUUUGCAGCUUCUGAGACUUGCAGUUGCCAGCAUUUCAAUGUUUGCAGUAAAAUAAUGGACUUGCACAACAAUAACCCCUUUUUUGUUAAUGUAGUACAUCAUCUUCAAUUCAGAGUGAUUGUAGUAUGAAUUACCUGUUUUGUUCGUGAAGUAUAUAUUCUUUAUCAAAGAAAAGAAUAAGUCACUGAAAUGUUAACUAAGCCUGUACCAACUGUGAAGAAUGUUUUGUAUAUAAAUAUUUCUUAUUAAAUAUAGAAUUAAUAAUUACAUUUUCAUAGAGCUUUGGUAAUCUUAGAUCAUGUCCCAUUGGAGGGUACUUUAGCAUUAGCAGUAAUAGUUAAAUGUAUAUUAAAUACUGUAUUUUCAAGGCAAAAAUAAUAUAGGUCAAUGUUUAUCAAAGUAAAUAGUA
Mobula hypostoma (lesser devil ray) is the source of this 1328-nucleotide messenger RNA. It is a transcript of the gene itgb1bp1, whose product is annotated as integrin beta 1 binding protein 1. The record is from RefSeq and is a predicted model, not a curated record. Bases 238 to 840 code for a protein of 200 amino acids. Gene Ontology annotation, molecular function: integrin binding. Gene Ontology annotation, biological process: negative regulation of substrate adhesion-dependent cell spreading; negative regulation of focal adhesion assembly. NCBI's taxonomy places the organism in Eukaryota, Metazoa, Chordata, Chondrichthyes, Myliobatiformes, Myliobatidae. The transcript is spliced from 7 exons. Gene Ontology annotation, cellular component: ruffle; cytoskeleton; lamellipodium.